AUGGACGCGCCCGUGGAUUUUGACCUCAACGAAGCGAUAAAGCUGUUCGACAGCGAUCCUUCGACCAUUCCCACGCCAGAGGCUCCACAAGCGCUGCAAGACUGCGAAGAUGACCCAGAAUUGCUGUCGUCGCCCGGGUUGGUCAACGGGGAGCUGAAUCCCGUUGUCGACGCCGUUGCGGAGAGCCCAGAUGCGAUCACUCGCAGCUCUGUAUUCGAUACACUCCAGUUCCUACUCAAGUGUGUACCUACCUAUCCGGAACACUACAAGCUAUGGAAGACAGACCCUAACUGUAGCCUCUUCGCUCUCUCUAGGCUCUCUUCACAGAUACCACCGGCAGCUCUCAGCAAGAUCCUCGACCUCAUAGUAUCGGCAUUAUCGACACAGGCCGACAUCAUACACGCAGACUUGGAAGCAGAAGAUCAGGAUGCGAUCCCACACCACAAGAACAUUCUCGAAAUGUAUGCCUUCCUCCUCCGAUGGACAAUAUCGGCGGUGGAGACGAGAGCACUUGAGAAGUCUGCAUCAGCACCAGCAGCCCGAGGGCGGGGCAAAGGCACGAAGACAAAGUCAGGCGUGGGCAAAGAUGGUAGCUGGGAUGCUUCGGCGCAGCUGGAGACGGCCCUCAAUCAAAUGAGCAAAGUGCUAAAGCUCAAGCUGGGCCGCAUUUUCGUUACCACGUCGGAGCGGGACACCUUUAUCGGCUUAUUCACCAAACCAGUAUACCACAUCCUCGAGAAUGAGGCUAGAGUCAAGAAUAGUGCGAUACGGAACCACUGCUUCAGAGUUCUAUGCAUCGCCAUAAAGCACCAUGGACAAGCCUACACUGCACAGACUUCGAUCAACCAGAGCCUGACAUAUUUUGAGCACCUUUCCGAACCAAUGGCUGAAUUCCUGUUCACUCUGGCUGAUGCUUACGAAUACCCACAAUUGACCGAGGACGUCCUAAAAGACAUCAGCGGAAAGGAAUACAGCGCUACAGAUCUCAAGGGGCCAAAGUCAAUUUCGACGUUUCUCACCAAAAUCUCCGAGUUGACUCCGCACCUCGUCAUUAAGCAGAUGACCUUGCUUGCAAACCUGUUGGAUAGCGAGUCGUAUACCCUCCGAUGCGCGCUAAUUGAAGUAUGCGGGAACUUGAUUGUCAUGCUGAGCAAACUCAGCCAAGACGAUCGCAGCGAAAACCACAAAGCGCAGAUUCGCAUUUUCUUCGACGUACUUGAGGACCGAUUUCUCGACAUCAACCCUUACUGCCGCUGCCGAGUGAUGCAGGUCUACGUGAAACUUUGCGAUCUCGAACAAAAGUAUCCCAAGCGCCGACAGAAGGUUGCCGAACUCGCUGCACGAAGUCUCGAGGACAAGAGCAGCAAUGUACGUCGAAAUGCCAUAAAGCUACUUGCAAAGCUCGUCUCAACACAUCCGUUUACCGCAUUUGAUGGCGGGCUGCUCUCAACCAAGGACUGGACACAGAGGUUAGAGGAUUGCGAAGAGCAGAUAAACACAUUGCAACCCCCAGAGGAGUUACGAGAACGUGCGCCAGGCGACCAGACUGUUGAUGAAACUUUAUUGCAGGAUGCGACGCAAGCCGAAAAUGGAAGCUCCCAAGAGCCGAAGCAGCCCUCCGAAAUGACCGAAGAGGAAAGAGCUGCUGUGAUCGAGAAAGGCCAAAAGGACGUUGCGACCGCGCAAGAGCUUGCGAAGUUUCAAACGAUGCGGAAGUUCUUACUGGAAGCACUCAAGUUCAUUGAGGUCAUCGAUGAGGCCGCUGAGAUAGUCACUCAUCUGCUAUCUUCCAAGAAUAAGAGCGAGGUCAUUGAAGCCAUGGACUUUUUUACAACAAUAGACGCCCACAAAGUCGCGAAUUCGAGGCUCGGUAUUCGAAGAAUGCUACGUCUAAUCUGGACGAAGGGUAAUAGUGACGAAGGCAAGGGCGUACAGACACACCUAAUCGAAUGUUACAAAGGCCUCUUCUUUGAUGCACCUCCAGGAUUCGAUGCAAACGCAGUCGCCAACUACAUUUCCAAGAACAUGAUUAGUCUGACUUUCGGUACAACACCUGCCGAACUCACCUCCCUCGAGCAGCUUCUCAGUACCAUGAUGACGCAGGGUCACGUCAACGAACUAGUCAUCCAGAAACUAUGGCAGAUUUAUGGAUACCAAAGGAAGGAUAUCUCCAAGAAUCAGCGUCGGGGAGCUAUCAUUGUCCUUGGCAUGUUCGCACUCUCAUCUCCAGGCAUUGUUGUGCAGGAGAUGGAGGCUUGCCUACGCAUCGGCCUUGGAGAGCUAGGCCGCCGGGACUUGGGUUUAGCUCGCUAUACUUGCAUUGCCUUACGUCGGAUAAGUCCGCCACCCGGCAAGCAGGCAGCUACUACUACUAAUACUCUGGCGAAGGUUGUUAAGCUCCCCAACGAUCACGCAGUGUUGGUGAGACUGGCCGCUAUUGUCGAAAUGGAAUCGGAUAGUAACGAGUGGUUUGGAGUCGCAGAACAGGCCAUCAGCGCGAUCUACGUCUUAUCGAAACACCCAGAUGUACUCUGCUCACAAAUCCUUCGGCGCGUCACCAAACGCGUGUUUGCCGCACCUAUACAGUCUCGGCCUACAUCAAGAUCUAGUGUUGAUGAUGCAAGCCAACUACCAAUGCCAACCGAAGAGGCAGUAAUAGAAGACAGGGCAAAUGAGGAAACACAACCGAAAAAACAAAACUCUGCCCUUGGGUUGUCGCAACUCCUGUUCACUGUGGGGCAUGUCGCCAUUAAGCAAAUCGUCCACCUCGAACUCUGCGAGCAUGAAUUCAAGCGCCGAAAAGCUGAGAAGGAUAAGAAGCCGGCUCCGACACCCCGAGAGUCGAUGGCUUCCACGGUGGAGCCUACACCCAUCAAGAAAGGGCGCAAACGUGGUGCUACCAAGGAGCCGAUGCCCGCGCCUGAAGAGGCAGUGGAUGAAUUGGAUCUCAUGGCGGGUACCACUGAAGAUGACUUCACAGAUGCCAUCGCGCAUAUCCGUGAACGCGAACUCCUUUUCGGUCCUCAAUCCCUCCUUGCGAACUUUGGCCCGCUUGUCUCCGACUUAUGUGCAAACAACACCUCGUACAAUAACUCGACCUUACAAGCACAAGCUGCACUUUGCUUGGCCAAGCUCAUGUGCGUGAGCUCAGAAUACUGCGAGAACAACCUGAGUUUGCUGCUCACUAUCCUUGAGCGCAGUCAAAAUGCUGUUGUCCGCAGCAACCUUGUUGUCGCUCUUGGUGACAUGGCUGUCUGCUUCAACCACCUCAUCGAUGAGAACACUGACUUCCUCUACCGCCGUCUAAACGAUGGGGAUGCGAGCGUCAAGCGAACUUGUCUAAUGACAUUGACCUUCUUGAUCUUGGCCGGUCAAAUCAAAGUCAGGGGUCAGCUCGGUAAGAUGGCUAAGUGUCUCGAGGAUAGCGACAAGAAGAUCGCAGAUAUGGCGCGCAUGUUCUUUACCGAGUUGUCUACAAAAGACAAUGCUGUCUACAAUCAGUUUGUCGACAUGUUCAGUGUGCUCAGUGCAGACUCUGCACUGAAUGAAGAUGCGUUCAAGAGAAUUAUCAAGUUCCUAGCUGGGUUCAUCGAGAAGGACAAGCACGCCAGACAGCUGUCAAGUAAGCUCGCUUCUAGGUUACCUAGAGCAGAGAACGAGAGGCAAUGGAACGAUGUCGCGUAUACCCUGGGUCUCCUCCAACACAAAGACGAGGAUAUUCAGAAGAUGGUAACCGAAGGCUUUAAAGUCGUCCAAGCGGCGGCCUAG
Cucurbitaria berberidis CBS 394.84 is the source of this 3768-nucleotide messenger RNA. RefSeq lists its product as uncharacterized. NCBI's taxonomy places the organism in Eukaryota, Fungi, Ascomycota, Dothideomycetes, Pleosporales, Cucurbitariaceae. Gene Ontology annotation, cellular component: nucleus; condensed chromosome, centromeric region. Gene Ontology annotation, molecular function: histone binding. The coding region runs from base 1 to 3768 and encodes 1255 amino acids. The transcript has 4 exons. Gene Ontology annotation, biological process: meiotic chromosome condensation; mitotic cell cycle; mitotic chromosome condensation. The record is from RefSeq and is a predicted model, not a curated record.